This is a messenger RNA of Orbicella faveolata, 1850 nucleotides long. RefSeq names its product neuroepithelial cell-transforming gene 1 protein-like. NCBI's taxonomy places the organism in Eukaryota, Metazoa, Cnidaria, Anthozoa, Scleractinia, Merulinidae. Gene Ontology annotation, biological process: positive regulation of Rho protein signal transduction. Gene Ontology annotation, molecular function: guanyl-nucleotide exchange factor activity. The record is from RefSeq and is a predicted model, not a curated record.
AGCUUUGAUUUUCAAUAGAGGCUGCCCGUAUUUGCAGAUUGCAUGCUGUUGUUUAUUUUUGUACUCAUGCUCUUUGUUGUAUGGAACUCAGAUCUGGGCGAAUCGGUAAACAAAAGAGAAUUAACGAGGACAAGGCAUGUUUCAAGGUACAGAUGUCAAGAACAUUAAAUUCAGAGAAGAGUGACAAUUUAGAUUCAAGUAUCAAAAGUACACAGGAAAGUUUUCAAAGAUCUUUAAGAUCUUUCAAGAAACGUGGCAGCCAUUUAAGCAUUAAAAAUCUAGACAUAAAGGAUAUCAAGAAACAACUCCGCAAGAGAAAACGCAGUGAUCAACAAGACAGUACGCAAAACAUGGAAAUUAAGGAACCCACAACGAAGAAGAUAUGUGCGGUAUCAAACAUGACAACCUUAGCUGAUUCAUCACCAGCUUCAACUAAGAAAGGAGUCUUAGUGCAGCGCUCGGUCAGUUUGAGAUCAAGCCUAACAGUGAAAGAUUCUGAUUUUGCCAAGCGUUACCGACUUCUGCCAACCCCUACAAAACACCGGCCCAGCAAGUCAUGGAGCGACACUGUUUCUAAUAAUGGUAUUAGCCAGACUCUCUCACAGACUGAAAUAAAACGACAAGAGGCCAUUUAUGAAGUUUGCUCUGGUGAAGAAAAUGUUGUUGCUGAUCUGAAGAUGAUAAAGGAGGUUUAUUAUUCACCCAUGUACAAACUCAAGCUCAUGAAUGAAUAUGAAUUUAUGAAGAUCUUUGGUUGUUUAGAAGUGUUACUUGCCCUUCAUCAAGAUCUUCAUACAAAACUAAAAAAUGCUAGAUCUAGUGAUGGCACAACAGACAGUAUAGGAGAUAUCAUGUUAAACUGGUUUCCGGGUUUAAGAUGUUACGCCAGAUAUUGUGCGAAUCAAUUCGAAGCCAAGACGAUUCUCGAUGAAAAACUUCGUCAAGGAGGCAGUGUAGCGGAUUUUUUACAGAGAUGCCGUGAUUCGCCAUUCAGUCGGAAGUUGGAUCUCUGGAGCUUUCUAGAUUCGCCCAGGAGUCGCCUGGUGAAGUAUCCGUUAAUGCUUAGAAGCAUCCAAAAAUACGUGAGUAUUGCAAUCAGACUCGUGUGGGCGGAAUUUCCGGCUGUUUCCCCUGGGGGAUGCAGCGGCCCUACGGGAGAGACCUCCCCAUAUCUGGUUUUCCGAUUUAGUGAACCGCAAACCACUCCAUUUUCUUUUCAGAGAUGCCGUGAUUCGCCAUUCAGUCGGAAGUUGGAUCUCUGGAGCUUUCUAGAUUCGCCCAGGAGUCGCCUGGUGAAGUAUCCGUUAAUGCUUAGAAGCAUCCAAAAAUACACUCCAAAAGAUCAUUCAGACUGGCGUAAACUCGAAGAAGCGAUUUGUCGUUUACAAGACAUUAUCGAAGAAGUGGACAGAAAAACAGGAGAAGCAAAGUGUCAAGAUGUACUCAGCAGAAUCGUUUUCUUGGAUGAUAGACAGAUGUGUCCUCAUGUAUUCAAGUCCAAAAAGCUUUUAUGCAACGGAACACUAAGAAACAAACAUGGAACGAAACUCCAAGUGUUCUUGUCCGAGACAGUUUUCCUUCUUACUCGUCCAGCCACAAGACAAGACAGAGCAAGUUAUCAAGUCUUCACUCAGCCAAUCCCAGUCGAGAAUUUGUUGGUUGAGGAUCUGUCUGACGGUGACGCCAGAAUGGGCGGUUCAUUCAAGACCGCGAUAUCAAGACUCGGUACAGCUAAGCACGUUUUCAGAGUAUCAAGUAGAGAAGCAGAAUAUGGCCAAUCUCACACACUACAAGCCUCCACUGAGCAGGACAAAAAACAGUGGCUAAACGUUUAACGUAUAACGAAGCGU